Psylliodes chrysocephalus is the source of this 1667-nucleotide messenger RNA. Lineage: Eukaryota; Metazoa; Arthropoda; Insecta; Coleoptera; Chrysomelidae. The record is from the annotation of a GenBank genome assembly.
CACAAGAUUCGGCGGCGACGGCUUGAGAGGUUGGCGUCGUCUAAGGUGGAAGGUAACUGGGACGCUCGUCGACGCUUCGAAGGAGAUCUCGCCGCGAAAAGUACAGCAGGAAAGUUAAGUGAAGCACAGCACAUCCGAAGCAUCAACGGGUAUAGGCCUGUGUACUCAGAUCGCGCCAGUAUCGUAUCGUCAGUUGAUUCAGUUCAGUCAGUAUUUGUUUUAGUAGUGUGUUCGCGUCCGUCGAACAAGUAGCACGCAUGUAUUAGGAGAGAGUUAUGAUGAUAACGCGUGUUGUGGCGGUGCUAAGGAUCCACGGUUGGCACCGGGGCCGGCCUAGCAUUGCCACGGGUGACAGACAGUGACAGUGAGAUACAGUGCGACACUAUGUCCCAGUCAUGGUGAAAACGCUGUUUCUGGGACUGCUAGCUGCUUCGAUUUGUGGUUUCUUGUACGCCGCUCCAGCCGCCGAACCCUACACUAAUUCAAAACUACCCUUAACUUUGGACAACUCUUCUUCGUCUUCCUCUGACGAUUCACCGCUGGAGGACCCUGCGGCCCGCAGCGAACGGAGUACCAAUCUCUCUCACGUUACUGGUACCGCCAGAAAAAUACAAAUGUUUAUAAAAAAUAGACAUUUGCAAAUAUUACCUGACGGAACUGUCAAUGGCACCACCGAUGACACUAGUGCUUACUCUAUAUUGCAGAGAACGACCGUCGGUAUUGGCCAAAUGAAGAUUCAGGGAGUUGCUACCUGUCAGUAUUUAUGCAUGGCUAGGUGUGGAUUGCUUUACGGAUCGAGAGAGUUUGGAGACGAAUGCGUGUUCAAUGAGACCAUAGAACAAUCCAACUACAACACAUACUCAUCCAGUAAAUACUCAAAUGAUAAAAGGACCUUUUAUUUGGCGUUGAACCAGCGUGGCCAAUCUCGCAAAGUGGUGCUGCGUGCUCGAAAACCCCUAGGAAGACUGUCCUCGUACACGCUUGUCCUCACGAGAAACGUGGCUCCAGAGCUUCACCCGAUGAGGCACCACGGCCACGUCUGUCCCCCCGUACCCCACCAAACAAAGUCCCACCCCGCCCAUCAGCGUUGUCCCAAGCGAAGGAAACGGAAGAAGAAGAAACGAAAAUGUUCGAAUGACGAAAACGACCCCGAAUUUUGUCACAAAAGACUAAACGUAUCGAAACACAAGGCGCAAAAUCGAAAUAUUCAUAAGUGCGACGAGAACAGGGACAGUGAAAUGUGCCAAAGAGACGUGAUUAAAAAGAAACAAAAUAGGUUAAAUAGUGACAAAACAGUAGUGAGUGAUCCCAAAAGAAAAAAGAAAAUUCGGAAAGGCCAAGGCGUCAGGAAGAGGCCUGUUGAGGUAGCUGAAACUACAACUACGACUAUGGCGCCCACGUCCACACCUAGUGAAGAUACUACUAAUGAUGAGGACUACGCUGUAGAUGCAUAUACCCAUCCAGAAUGGGAAGACUCAACUUCUCUUCCUGACAUACCUAUGGCUGUCUCCGACGCUAAACCCCAUUUAGAUUCUGACUGACUCGCGCUUUUUUCUUUUUAUUUAUUCUAUUAUUUAUUGUAUGUACAUGUAAAUAAUUAUCUAUAAGUCAAUAUACCUCACCGUUGUAUAGACUUUAUUUUUUAUUCCUUUCCAAAUAGUUAAAUC